GGAACAAUCUGGACGUCUAAAAUUAGGGAGGCGCCCCAACUGCAAAUGACGCAAGAAGACUAAAGUGGAUGUUGUCGUCGUCCCUGUGAGUAAAUGAUAACACGACUCGAGGGGUCAUGGAGACCCUCGCCACAAAUUAGCUGUUGACGACACGGAGGGUAUUUUUAGCUGCGGCUGUCAUGUUUUCGUAACGGCCCGGCCGUGGCGUUCACUAUAAAGGACUGUGAAAAUGCAGCUGUACAACAGUGCGCUGACACACUACCCGAGGACGUCUCGCAGAGUUACGAUUACUUUGUCGCCCGCCGCCGAGCACUUGAACGGGACGACUCGAAGUUCCCCGGAGGUCGACGGAGCGGGGUUUGACCGACGUCAGGCGACUUCCAGCGGCGGCGACGCUGCGUCACACAUGCCCGCCUUUUCCAGCUACGAGGCUUCGCCCGCGAGGCCGACUUACUUCACCUCCACCGCAGAGAUAUUAAUCCGCAAACCCGACGGGCUGGAAAGAUCCGUGCCCGUUCGCAUCGUGAGGGGGCCUCAAAACAACACCCCCUCCCUUCAGUCGCGUGCGCUCUGCAGCGACGCAGGCAGGGUGGGAGAACUGGUGGAGCACGUCAGACAUGGGACGGAGAUGUUUGCUCCUGGUGGGAAUCUUGUUUUCAAGAGCAACAGCGCAAAUGAAUCCGUAGCAGAUGAACGGAAACGAAAGAUUGGGAGUUUAUUGGAGGAUGAUGCGGAUUCACUCCCCAGUGCCCACUUUCGAAAUGGAUGGGAGCUGGCUGCACCCAGAUCAGUUCACAAAGACUUCAGAAAGGAGCAUCUCAGUGAUGCGACCCCAGCCUCAGAUGACAAGCAGGCCUUUGAGCUCAGCGUCCUGCAGGAGGCAGCUCCUCAGAGAGUCCAGGACAAAGUGGACAAAGUCACCCGGUACCUGGCUGAAGUGGAGAAGCAGAACAAGUACCUCCAGGAGAGGCACAGGUACAGGUACCACAUCAUUCCAGAUGGCAACUGUCUGUACAGAGCUGUGUGCAAAGCCGUGUACGGGGACCAGUCCAGACACGGGGAGCUGCGGGAGCAGACGGUGUACCACAUCGCCGACCACCUGGACGACUUCAUCCCAGUCAUUGAAGGGGAUGUGGGGGAGUUCCUAAUCAACGCAGCUCAGGACGGCACCUGGGCAGGGUACCCGGAGCUUCUCGCCAUGAGCCAGAUGCUCAACGUCAACAUUCACCUUACAACUGGGGGGAGCUUGGAGAGUCCCACUGUCUCCACCAUGGUGCACUAUCUUGGGGAGGAGGAUGCUUCCAAACUGGCUAUCUGGUUGAGUUGGCUCAGCAAUGGACACUAUGAUGUCAUUUUGGACAAGUGUCUCCCCAACCCAGAGUAUGAGGACUGGUGUCGACAGUCACAGAUGCAGCGGAAGCGAGACGAGGAACUGGCGAAGUCGAUGGCAGCCUCGUUAUCCAAGAUGUACAUAGAACAGAACGGAUCUGUGUGAAAGAAAGUCAUCUCGAGAGUGAAUGUUUGUUACUGAAUAGUAUCGCUCCUGCUUAGUUUUAAAUUAUUUUUAUAAGAUUUCUAUCAUGGGUGAAAGGAAGUGCAGUGCACAUGCGUGGGUUUUUAUGAACCAGAAUUUCCAAAUGAUUGUUUGAAAGGUUGUGUGGCAUUUUGAGAUACUUUUGGUUACGAGACGUAGAUUAUUGGAGUGGAUUUGGUGUGUACAGUAUUUAUUUUUCCUUUUGUGGGGGGCAAACAUAUUUUUCUGAUAUGCUUUAUUGGCAGUUGCCAAAUAUUUUCAAAUACAGAGAAACCUAGUUUGCAUUUUUACACCUGGCUUUAUCAUGCAUUAUCUGUUUACUCACUUUUGCACAAAAGUCCAGUCAGACUUGU
Messenger RNA from Nematolebias whitei (Rio pearlfish), 1887 nucleotides. Its product is annotated as OTU domain-containing protein 1. Gene Ontology annotation, molecular function: cysteine-type deubiquitinase activity. Bases 230 to 1495 code for a protein of 421 amino acids. The record is from RefSeq and is a predicted model, not a curated record. The transcript has a single exon. Gene Ontology annotation, biological process: protein deubiquitination. NCBI's taxonomy places the organism in Eukaryota, Metazoa, Chordata, Actinopteri, Cyprinodontiformes, Rivulidae.